CCGGCCCGGCCCGCCCGGGCGCUCUCCCACGCCAUGGCGUGCCGGCAGGAGCUGCAGCCUUCGUGCCCGCCGCCCGCCGCCGGCGGCGCGGCCAGCUACGACUAGCUGGUGAUCGGGGGCGGCUCGGGCGGGCUGGCCAGCCCGCGCCGGGUGACAGAGCUGGGCGACCGGGCCGCCGUGGUGGAGUGCCACAAGCUGGGCGGCACCUGCGUGAAUGUCGGAUGUGUACCCAAAAGGGUAAUGUGGAACACAGCUGUCCACUCUGAAUUCAUGCAUGACCACGUUGAUUAUGGCCUACAAAGUUGUGAGAGUAAAUUCAAUUGGCGGGUCAUAAAGGAAAAGCGGGAUGCCUAUGUGAGCCGCCUGAACACCAUCUAUCAGAAUAAUCUAACCAAGUCCCACAUAGAAAUUGUCCGCGGCCACGCAGCAUUCACGGGUGAUCCCCAGCCCACAGUGGAGGUCAGUGAGAAAAAAUAUACUGCUCCUCACAUCCUGAUCGCCACAGGUGGCGUGCCCUCGCUUCCUCCGGAGAGCCAGAUCCCUGGUGCCAGCCUAGGAAUAACCAGUGAUGGGUUUUUUCAGCUGGAAGAGUUGCCUAGCUGCAGUGUCAUUGUUGGUGCCGGUUACAUUGCUGUGGAAAUAGCUGGGAUCCUUUCUGCCCUAGGUUCUAAGACAUCACUGAUGAUACGGCAUGAUAAGCUGCUUAGAAAUUUUGAUUCAGUAAUCAGUUCCAACUGUACUGAAGAGCUGGAGAACGCUGGCAUAGAGGUGCUGAAGCACUCGCAGGUCAAGGAAGUUAAAAAAACUUCUUCCGGCCUGGAGCUCUGCAUGGUUACUUCAGUUCCUGGUAGGAAACCCACUUUGACCACCAUUCCAGACGUUGACUGUCUGCUCUGGGCCAUUGGACGGGACCCAAACUCCAAGGGCCUGAAUUUAAACAAACUGGGGAUUCAAACUGAUGACAAAGGUCAUAUCAUUGUAGAUGAAUUCCAGAAUACUAACGUAAAAGGUGUCUACGCAGUUGGGGAUGUGUGUGGAAAAGCUCUUCUUACUCCAGUUGCGAUUGCUGCUGGCCGAAAACUUGCCCAUAGAUUUUUUGAAUGCAAAGAAGAUUCCAAAUUAGACUAUGACAACAUCCCCACGGUGGUCUUCAGCCACCCCCCUAUUGGUACAGUGGGACUCACAGAAGAUGAGGCCAUUUAUAAAUAUGGAAAAGAAAAUGUGAAGACUUAUUCCACCACCUUUACCCCAAUGUAUCAUGCAGUUACCAAACGGAAAACAAAAUGUGUGAUGAAAAUGGUUUGUGCCAACAAAGAGGAAAAGGUGAUUGGGAUCCACAUGCAGGGAAUUGGAUGUGAUGAAGUGCUGCAGGGUUUUGCGGUCGCGGUAAAAAUGGGAGCAGCAAAAUCCGACUUCGAUAACACUGUUGCCAUUCAUCCUACCUCUUCAGAAGAACUGGUCACACUUCGUUGAGAACCCAGAGACUCGUAUGGCUGGUGGCUGGACCAGUAGACCUUCAGAAAGGAACCAAAUCAUCACGUUUACUUACCGUUCCCAUUUUAUGUUAUUUCUUUAUUGUAAUCAGCAUC
Molecule: messenger RNA, 1589 nt
Organism: Hippopotamus amphibius kiboko
Lineage: Eukaryota; Metazoa; Chordata; Mammalia; Artiodactyla; Hippopotamidae
Product: glutathione reductase, mitochondrial-like
Biological process (GO): cellular response to oxidative stress; cell redox homeostasis; glutathione metabolic process
Cellular component (GO): cytosol; mitochondrion
Molecular function (GO): flavin adenine dinucleotide binding; NADP binding; glutathione-disulfide reductase (NADPH) activity
Source: RefSeq, a predicted model, not a curated record